Paramisgurnus dabryanus is the source of this 2788-nucleotide messenger RNA. RefSeq lists its product as uncharacterized. Lineage: Eukaryota; Metazoa; Chordata; Actinopteri; Cypriniformes; Cobitidae. The record is from RefSeq and is a predicted model, not a curated record.
AUAAGAGGUGCGCUCCCUGCGCUGCCGUUUGUGUGAGACCACUACAACAAUACAAAAUACUUUUUGGGAUAGCUAAAUAUUUAAACAGAAGAGAUUGUUCGACUUUAUUGAAACCGUGUUAAAUAACUUUAAAGGAUUGUAAUAGUUUUGUAAAGUAUUAAGUGUUCCACGAGGUAUGGAACAAAGGACAACAAAGGACUUCACAUUGUUGCUGACUUUUUGGUUCCGCUAAAAAAAAACUUUUUGGUUCCGCUCAACGAAACUCAAGAUUUCCUCAGGUGUUGUGGAAAAUAAUGCUUCUGUUGGUUUGUUGAUGGCGAAAUUUCUGAGUUUUUUUUGUUAACAUCACCGGAAGAAGCAUAGACACCUUGUGAAGAGGACCAAUCAUCAGCUGCUGUCACGACACAUUCAGCUCCUCUACUGUUGUAAUGAUGGAGUGUGUUAAAACUGACCCUGAAUCAUUCACUAUAACACCUCAGCAUACUGAAGAACAAACAGGCCUGACGGGAGUGAAAGUGGAAGAUCAACAACAAAAUGAAAUGGAGGAUGAACAUCAGCACCACAAUUUCAUAUGUGAAGAAAAUUCAUUCAGUUGCUCACAAAAUGUUGAGAAUUCACCUCAAGAAAGAAAAGAAGCCAAAAUCUCAAAGAGUUUUCCACAGAAGACUCGCACUGGAAAAAUACCAUACACCUGUUCUCAGUGUGGAAAAUGUUUUAAACAAAAACGAUAUCUUAAUCAUCACUUAAAGUGUCAUACUGAAGAAAGACCAUACACCUGCUAUCAGUGUGGAAAAUGUUUUAAACGAAAAGAAAGUCUUAAUGCUCACAUAAAGUCUCACAGUACAGAAAGGCCAUACAGCUGCCCUCAGUGUGGUAAAUGUUUUAAACGAAAAGGAGCUCUUAAUGAUCACCUAAAGACUCACACUGGAGAAAUGCCAUACAGCUGCCAUCACUGUGAGAAGGCUUACAAACAAAAACGACACCUUAAGGCACAUCUGGUCAGUCAUGGAGAUGGGAAACCCUUUGUAUGCCCUCAGUGCGAUAAGACUUACAUAAGUAAAAACAGCCUUAAGGAACAUUUAGUAAGUCACAGUGUUGAGAGACCAUUUGAAUGCCCUCAGUGUGGUCAAUGUUUUAAACAAAAAGGAGCUCUUAAUGCUCACAUGAUGUCUCACACUGGAGAAACGCCGUACUGCUGCCCUCAGUGUGGAAAGACUUACAAUAAUAAAAAACAGCUUAAGCAACAUUUUGUCAUUCAUAGAGAUGACAGACCUUUUGCAUGUCCUCAGUGCGAUAAGACUUGGAUGAGUAAAAAUCACCUAAACGAUCAUUUAGCAAGUCACAGUGUUGAGAGGCCAUUUGAAUGCCUUCAGUGUGGUAAAUGUUUUAAACGACAAGGAGCUCUUAAAUCUCACGCCAUGUCUCACACAGAAGAAAGGCCAUACAGCUGCAAUCAGUGUGAGAAGGCUUACAAACAUAAAAGAGACCUUAAGGAACAUCUGGUCAGUCAUGAAGAUGGGAGACUCUUUGUAUGCCCUCAGUGCGAUAAGACUUGCUUAAGUAAAAACAGCCUUAAGGAUCAUUUAAUAAGUCACAGUGUUGUGAGACCAUUUGAAUGCCUUCAGUGUGGUAAAUGUUUUAAACGACAAGGAACUCUUAAUGCUCACAUAAAGACUCACAAUGAAGAAAGGCCAUACUGCUGCCCUCAGUGUGGAAAGACUUACAAAAAUAAAUUCCACCUUAAGGAACAUCUGGUCAGUCACAUAGUUGACAGACCUUUUGCAUGUCCUCAGCGCGAUAAGACUUGCGUAAGUAAAAACAACCUUAAGGAACAAUUAUUAAGUGACAGUGUUGAGAGGCCAUUUGAAUGCCUGACUGUGGUAAAUAUUGUAAACAUAAAAGAUAUUAUCUUAAUUUCCACCUAAAGUAUCACACUGGAGAAAGAUCAUUCACCUGCCCUCAGUGUAAAAAGACUUUUCAACAAAAGGGAACAUCUGGUCAGUCACAUAGACGAGAGACCCUUUGCAUGCCCUCAAAAGUUUGUUUCGAUAGGAUUGCUAAGGAGACACCAGAAGACGCAUAAAACAUAAAAAGUUGUGACUUAUCUCCGUGUGGAAAUGCCUUCCUGAGAGCCGGAGACCUGGAGUGGAACCAAAUUCUGGAGAAAUUUCCUAAAAAGUGCUCACAUUGUUUCAACUACAAACUUACAGAGAAAAGCGCUGGCUGCAAAAAGUGAACAAAGAUCAACAUCAAUUUUCAGAUCCACUACUCAAAAAUAUAUUUUUAAAGCAUUACAUCAAGUGCUGAAAUGUGUUUCUGUAGCUCAGCUCGUAGAGCGUUGCGUUAGCAGCAGUGCAAAAGAUAUUUGGUUCAAUACCAGGAACACCUGAUGAAAUGUAUUGUAACUUUCGUUGGAUAAAAGCGUCAGCCAAAUUGAUUCAAAUGUAAAUGUUUUUUCAUGUUGGAGUAGCAGAACUGUUUACUCAUUAGGGGUAAUUUGCAGGGGCGUUGCACAAGAUCUCGGGCCCUAUGCAUAGGCAGUCCUGAUGGGCCCCCAUGCCCCACCCCAUAAUAUACUCCAGACUUUUCAAGGGCCCUCUCUUCCUUUGGGGCCCUGGAAAUCAGUACUGGUUUUAUCCCCAGUCCGACACCCCUGGUAAUUUGUUAAAAAAUGCUAACAACAGUCUAUAUCUCCAUCCAUAUUCUUAAAAUCUAUAUUUUGUUUAUCAUGGAUAUGAAAGCAAGAGAACUAUACAUAUUUGUGUCUGAAGUGAGAUUAUUAAAGAAA